Gymnodraco acuticeps is the source of this 1790-nucleotide messenger RNA. RefSeq lists its product as uncharacterized. The coding region runs from base 570 to 1382 and encodes 270 amino acids. The transcript is spliced from 6 exons. NCBI's taxonomy places the organism in Eukaryota, Metazoa, Chordata, Actinopteri, Perciformes, Bathydraconidae. The record is from RefSeq and is a predicted model, not a curated record.
CCAAGGAGUGCAUGCGGUGAACAGCAGAACUCAAAUGCACUUUAAAAGCGCAUCACAAUUCAGUGUUUAAUUCAUGGAUUUGAAUCGUCAUAUAUUUGUAACAAUGAUUACUGUCUCAUCUCAUCGUUCUUUGACAAACUUCUACUGUCUAUUUUAACAGGCCAUCCACAGACACAAAGAAAGCCCUUGCCGUGGCAUUGGUGUAUGAAUUCCCUUGCCUUUUGGAUGGUACAGGCAGUGGCAAUGGAGCUUGGUACACACCUGGCCGAAAUCACAAACCUGCUACAGGUUUCCUGGAGGAGCGCUUGAGGAACGUUAGGAAGCACAUGAGAAUGCUGAAACGACCACGCCACCAAGAACAACAGAAGGAACAGACCGUCCCUAGUACACCAGGUAAUACUAAUAACCAAUAUUAAUUAUCCCCGCCAGGCUAGAAUAGACAAAUGCAAGGGAUUAUAUUUUAGGUCCCAUGACUCUUCUGUCCAUCCAUCUUCUAAAAGCUAGUCUCAGGCACCGCUGGACCGAUUGGCGACUUUUCACACACUCUCCCAAGUAGGCCAGAACCCCAAAUGUUUGAAAUCAGCUAUAAUGAAUCUGAGGACCUCUGUACUUAUCAUUCAACAGAAUAUGAUGUGCCUCCUGAAAAACUUCUAGAAAUGGUUGAAUGGAUGAAGGUCAAUAGGUAUCCAGUGUCCCAAGUUGAGGACUACAUGAAUCAAACAGCUCUACAUAGAGGCAAGUGGAUUUGCAGCAAUGGAUCUAAAAGCCUCCCGGAAAUCUUGACUGAGUUCCCUAGGCUUUUAGACAAUCCUGGCAUGAUAUCACAAGACUUCCAGCAGCUUCAUCCAGAGGCAGUAGGAAAACUGUUUCAGAACUGGGCUACUAUGAGUGACCAAAUCCUUACAUAUGCCCAGCGAGAGGGAAAACUGCCCUUGGUGUUUGAUGACAUGACACCAGACCGAGCUUUGAAAGUCCUGCCGAUUCUGCUUCCUCCAUCGGUCUACAGGAUUGGAGGAAAAGUCCACAGACCCACCAUAGAGGAGUCCCGCAAGUCCUUCAUUAAUAUCCAACCAGUGGGCACCAACAUGGUACAGUACCUACAGACAGCAGAGAGAACUCAACCCUUCCCGCACAUCUUGUGUCUUGGUGAUGACAUGACAACAUGCCAGACCUUCACCAUUGUGUCAGACAACGCCAUUGAAACGGACACUUUGCUGGGUGCAGUAGAUCUGUGUUUUAAGGCUUUCUUUGUGUUUGACCUAAAUUACACAAAGCAGUGUCUCCCCACCUGGGAGUUUAUCCAACAGGCAGUAUAUAACAUUGAUGGACAUGAAUCCUCAAAUGUCAAAUUUAUGAGGACAUCAAUUGCAGCUUUGGCCUAAAGGUACACAGAGAGAAGUAGCCUUUUAGUGAUGUGUGUCAAACAAGUUGACAGCUGCUCUCUAAAAAUAUGAUUGACACAAAACUUGAUUGCAGAAGACAGUAGGCACACACUUUAAUUGUGUCAAAACAUUGACCCGCGUUUACAGUACCUACUAUUCCUGUUAAUUCAUUUAUUUAAAUUUUAUUUUUCUUACUUUACGUGAUUUAAUUUACUUAUUAUUUACUUAUUUAAUUUACUUCAUUUAUUUAUUUACCUUGUUAUGUUUGUGUCUGUAUAUAGUUUCUGCUGGGCAGAGAAAUGUUUUAUCUCUAUAUUUAAACAUGUUCAUGUUAUUUAAACCUGAAAGAGAAGUUGGUCCAGAUAACAGCACUUUGUAAUAUAUCAUUUGUUUUAAGGCUCUUUGUUU